GCAGCUUGACCAACAGAUUAUUCACUCCAAUAGGAUCUGGUUUAAACCAUGAUUUCACCUCCAUCCUUGAGACUCCGGGUGGGGAUCCUGGUGGUGGUUUUGGUGGUGGUGUCAGAGCAGAAGUGUAUCUUCGAUGAGGUUCAGGCCCAGGCCAGAGUGGUCCAAGCUGCAACCAUUGGGCCCCGAUUGCUCCAACCAACAGACCCUAUAGGACAGAGGGCCUCAGGCAUGAGGAGGAGAAUACUGGGAAUGAUAGCCCCGCCCACUCCUGCCUUCCCCCAGCCAAUCAGGAUACGAACAUGGGUUGUGAAAGAGAGCAACAGCCUGUCGGAGGAUGAGAAGGAGAGAUUGGAGGCUGCGGUGGAGGAGGCUGUUAAAGUGGUGUCUUCUUUACUGUCAGUGUACAGAGUCCGAGGACCGUUGCUUCUCAGCAGAGACAUCAACAAAUACUGCAAGUUUCUCUGGAGGAAUUUAAGUACUGCCAACUACAACAGGUGUGGUCGAGCCAACAUCAGCUACAGAACAGAGACCUGCUUGGAGGUGACAAUUCCGGACGACCACCUGGCUGGAUGUCAUAUUUACCUGGACGCUGAUUCCCCUCGGAGGACUGAGCUUCGUCCUGGAGGUGCAGGACUCCCCGACACUGACUUCCUGCUUUACCUCCACAUUCAGUCCACUGACAAGUGUAGAGCAGAGCCUCACGUGUUGGCCUACGCUGCUCACUGUCAGACGGACGCUCGUGGACGACCUGUGGCUGGAGUGGUUGUAAUCUGCAGGGACAGACUGACCGGAGCAACCUACAGACACCAGGCUGCUGCACAGACUGUGAUCCACGAGCUGUUUCAUGUGCUUGGUUUUUCCAAAGAGCUGUUCCACACCUGGGCAGACUGUUCCUCCACGUCUCAAGUUAAGGGAGCUGAAUGUUCUCCUCGGGGUAAAGUGACUCACUCUGAUGGAUCGGGCCAGAUCAGGAUUUACACCCCGUCCAUCAUCUCAGCCCUGCAGAAACACCUGAAAUCCACUGAUCCUGAGCUCGGGGGACCAUUAGAGAACCAGGAUGCACCUCCAGGCACGGUGUCCUCACACUGGGAGUCCCGUGUCCUUCAGGGCUCCAUCAUGGCAGCGUCGCUGGGAGACUCAACCACAGUCAGGAUCGAUUCGGUAACACUGGCAGCACUGCAGGACACAGGCUGGUACACUGUGGACCUGAGCCGGGCGCAGAGUCUGGUGUGGGGAGAUGGAGAAGGAGCCACAUUUGGUUCCCUGCCAACCUGUCAGAACAAAUCAUCAACCUUUUUCUGCACUGGCAGUGGAUUUGGAUGUCAUUUUCUGCACCUCCACAAGGGGGAGUGCCAGACUGAUCAAUACCUGGAGGGAUGCAGAGUGUAUAAACCCCUCAAGAAUGGAAGUGAGUGCUGGAAAAAGGAGAACUCUAGGCAGUCAGCUGAAGAGGACUUAAGUGGGGAGAUCUUUGGCUUUGACAGCCGAUGCUUCUUUUCCAGCCUGGCGCGGCAGAACCAGAGUCAGCUUCUUUUGUCCAGCAGCUCAGUGAAGGGACGUUGUUACAGACACAGGUGUACCGGACGAAACAGAUACCAAAUCCAGGUGUCUGGCUCUGAGUGGACAGACUGUCCAACAGGGGGCAGCAUUCAGAUAAAAGGAUACCAGGGUUCAGUUUCCUGCCCUGACAGAAGGUUAUGUCUUUACUCUGACAUCACUCCUCCUUCAGACGCCAUCAUCACACUCCCUGCUUCCAUCACCAGUGUUCCCUCUGAGACUUCUGCCCGGUUGUCCCCUGGUAUUAUCACAGCUCUCUGCGUCACCACUGCUGUGUGUUUCCUGGCUGCAGUCCUGUUGUCUUUCAGGAAAUGUUGCUCCUGUAGGAUGAGGAUCCACACUGCUGCUGAGGAUCACAGUAAUCCGUAGCAAACACUUCAAAAACUUUUGAUGUAAUCCUCUGGCGUUGGAUUAAUUUCUUUUGUUGUUUUUUCUGUUUUUUUUCCCUCUCAGUUGUUCAUUAAGGGCUAUACUUAUUAGGUCAAAUAAUUGACUGUAAUAAAUGGAUGCUGUAUCUGUAACCUCAUCUGGUUCCGUUGAGCUAGUGUGAGGUAUGGCGGUCUGUCGUGGGGCAACACCACUGAAGCAAGCACACCACAGGUGGGACAGGCACGGAUAGAAGGACAGCCAGUGACGUUCUUCACAUCCUCGAAGGUGAUCUCUGGACAUGUUCUCAGUAUUUCCAUUUGCUGACUGAAGCAACCGUCUUCUGCACAGCGGUCUGAGUAUGGAGACGGACGUUUCCAUUCCUUCAAACACUGCCAGCAGAACUGUUAAAGGUAUUUCUCUGGAUGGUGUUGGAGCAACAGGGAUCUCAUCGGAUGAUGAUCCGUUUCCCAUCUUGACUCAGUCCGAAUGAAAGAUAAACUGCUGGAUCUGUUCUCCUAUCUGUGUCAUGUGAUUUUCAGUAAAAGGGCGAGGCUCAACUCUACAAUAAAGAAACCAUCCGCACCUUGAAUUUAGUUUCAUAUUCAUUUGGGCUGCUUGUUUUUGAACACUCAGAGUUUUCUGAACCUGCUGUGCUGCAAAAUGAUGUUCCAGCUGAAAGUAAAGGAUCCCAAGGGAAAAGAUAACAUCAUUGAUAUAUGUGACGAUGUGGAAGAGAUGGAAAAAAUCACUGUGAAGCAGCUGGGAAGCAAAGUCAAAGAAGAGCUGAGGAUGAGUGAUGAAUUCCGGAUGGUGUACGGGGCUGAGACUCUAGAAGAAUCAACCUGCCUGAUGUCAUAUGGGGUCAAACACCUCUCGAUCAUCCACUGUCUACUGAUACUACCAGGAGGACUCUAAUCAGCCGGAGCACGCAGAAAAGACAACAGCUGACAGACUCACAAUGUCAUAUCUAUAUCAAUAUUAUAAUCCAAACAGCCUUGAAUUGUUCUGGGCUUGUAUUCUCUUUGUUCUGUCUGUCAUGAAGUAAACACCCUGAAUAUGUUGAUGCAUCUCACAGUGUUAUACUUUUGUGGGCUCACAAAAAAUAAAGGAACAUGAAACAUUU
Messenger RNA from Notolabrus celidotus (New Zealand spotty), 3049 nucleotides. Its product is annotated as leishmanolysin-like peptidase 2. Gene Ontology annotation, cellular component: membrane; cytoplasm. The record is from RefSeq and is a predicted model, not a curated record. The coding region runs from base 49 to 1926 and encodes 625 amino acids. Gene Ontology annotation, biological process: proteolysis; cell adhesion. Lineage: Eukaryota; Metazoa; Chordata; Actinopteri; Labriformes; Labridae. Gene Ontology annotation, molecular function: metalloendopeptidase activity. The transcript has 18 exons.